AUGACAUCCACAGCACCGUGGGCCUCGACGUCCAACUCGAGCUCAACAUUGGCCACGGACUCGUCGCCGUCCUCGACGGGCAGCUUGACCGCACCGGCGAAAGCUGCUGCAGAACCCAAGCGACCCAUCGCCGUUCGCGCUUGUGAGUCGCCCGUCGCUGCUGCGAUUAAGUCGACUCGACCACGAGUUUCCUGGAGCCUGGCGUGUGAACGUGGCUGACCGUGAUCUGCCCUUGGAACGAUACAGGCGACGCGUGUAGAAGACGCAAGACGCGAUGUUCGAACCAAACAGGUCCGUCGUCGUCCAGGCACAGCUUGCUUUCUCACGCUCUCCGAACCCCCCCCCCCCUCUUCCGGCCCAAGCCCCCAGCCGGCGAUGGCUGUUACUUCGCUGAUGCGCUGGCGAUGAGCCCGAGCUGACCCGCCGCUUGACGACUGGCCGAUCCCCUUCCCUGACUACCUCCUUACACAGAUGAUGGUCAGUCCUAAGCUUUCUCGACGCGGUCAUGACGUGAUCCGAGGCCUAGCUGACGAGCUCACUUGCAACUUGGGACUCCACCACCAGGAUCGGCGCCGUGCUCGUACUGCUCCUCGAACAAUGUCCCGUGCACGUACGAGCCGAUCAAGCGCGGCGUGCCCCUCGCGGACCCGGCCGAGUUGCUCGAGGCGCGCAUCAAGUCCGUCACCAGCCGUAUUCAGGAGCUCACCAGCGACGGCGGCGUCAAUCUGAUCAAGAUGCUCGACGAGCUCAUCGAAAACCACGAUCAUGACGUGCUAUGGACCCAGCAAGGGAUCGAGAUCGAGCAUCUCGCGCGGCAGAUCCGCGCCGAGCGCAUUAAGUCGCUGUCGCCGGCUGGCACGCCUUCGUCAUCGUCAACAACGUCGCACGCCAUCCGGAACCGAGGAGGGGCUUGGGAUUCACUCGAAGAUGAUAUUGCGUUAGAUCGAGUCCGUUUUAGUCGAAGCCGUCGAGAGCGUAGAUCUCGAGCGUUGAUCGUCUCUUUUCGAACCACAGGUUCACUACGUUGGACGUGGAUCGAGUCCCUUCUUUCUCCAGAAGCUCGUGCGCGAUAUGCGGGCACCUGCACCUAUCAUCGAUCCCGACGAACCGCCUUCGCUUGUUGGUGAAUUGCUCGAGCUCGACUACCUGAACGGGUCGAAGCCGCCGAAUACGCUCCCGCCUCCGGAUCUGUUGCGCAAAUUGAUCGAUGCCUACUUUACCGAGUUCAACGAUCGCCAACUGCCUAUCUUGCACCGCCCUUCGUUUGAACGCGCUCUCAACGCCAACAUGCACUUGUCGAAUAAAUCGUUUCGUGGUCUUGGUGAGCAUGCAAUCCCACUUUCAAUCCACACGUCAACGUUUGUUCUAACCCCAAUGGCAUCUUCCCGUCCCCCGCGCAGUAUUCAUGAUUUGUGCGCUCGGAUCGCGAUGGGUCGAGGAUCGGCGAAUCGAUAAGAUCAUCGCCAACACGUCCGAUUCUUCCGGGAAGAAUGCUGAGCCCUGCAUUUGCAAGGGCUUGAAUUGGUAUCGCGCCGCGGUGGGCGAAGAUUUCAGUUCGGUCGCUGCGGUGAUCCCCGCGACAUUGUUUGAUGUUCAAGCCUCCGUCCUUGGCAUCUUUUACCAAAUGGGGUCCAUGACUCUCGUUCCCGUGUGGAGCUCCAUAGGGAAUGCGCUGCAAAAAGCAGUGGACGUCGGAUGUCAUCGAGAGACUCGGACGCGGUGGACGAGCUCACCGCUCGAGGAUCAGCUGCGCAAGAGGGCCUUUCACACGCUCUACUCGCUAGACCGGGCCAUCUCUACGAAUUUGGGUCGACCAACGUCCAUCAUCGACGACGAUAUCGAUCUUGACUAUCCUCUCGACAUCUCGGACGUUGAUUUGGACGACUACAAUCUGCGAGGACCCAAGAGCACACCUCCAGCAACUCGGGAUCCCUCGGUUGUCGCACUUAUCGAGUGCAUGUCUCGUCUCUCACGGAUCUUUGGGCAAAUGUUCAACGCGCUCUACGGAAUUCACCGGCCGACGACGGCAGAGGCUUGUACGGCCCUCGUGACUGAUCUGGAUCAGCAGAUGAAUGACUGGGCAUGCGCGGUCCCCACCCAUUUGAGAUGGUCAGUGGAGUGACAUGGUUACCAACGAGGCCCAACAAGACGUGAACUGAGAUUGGCAUCUUGAUUGUUUUGCAGGAACGGCGAAAAACUGGACCCCAAGUUCUUGACGGCAUCAGCGAUCCUCUACAUCUCGUACUACGAGCUGCAGAUUCGUAUUUUCCGCGACUUCGUCGCCCCCAGUCGUUCGGUCCUCAUCCCCCUUCGAGCACUCGACAUUUGCGCGCACGCAACCUCGUCGAUUGCCUACAUCAAUAAUUGGAUGCUGCAAGCAGGACGGAUAGACGACUUGUUCUGGACAGUUGUGCAAAAGGUAUGUCUUCAUUAGAUGUGAGCCAGCGCGUAGCUGGAUUGUCAAACUGACUCCGUGGUUCAUUUUCCGCUCGUAGAUGGGUGUGGCGUUUCUCACAGUCCUCACUUUCAUGUUCCGACAAGGAGCCUCGGGUGCAUCGCCGGUGCCAUCCACUUUGCGCGACACCCGCAUCUUUACGCACAUGUUCCAAAAGCUGUCUAAGCACACUCUUCUCGCUCACAUUGCCAUGACGUACAUGCGGCGUCUGAUGGAAACCGCUGUAGCAACCUACCCGAACCUCAUCGCUUAUCUCGAGACGGGUACGCCGGGCAGUACGCCCCCAGCCACAGUGGCGAGUACAUCCGGCACGACUCUGCCGACGAGGGAGACGCAGCCCGCUGUCUCAUCGGCUCAACCGACGGAACCAGAUGCAGAGCGAUCUGGAGGGCCGGUUCAUCCUACACUCGGAGGGGUCACGUCCAUGCUCGACAAUAGCCAGCUUAAGAACGCCCAAGACACCGUCGCUGCAACGCAUCCGGAUGCGACCUCAGCUGCGCCGAAUGACGCUUUCGCGCCCUUGUACCCGCAGCCCCAGGCCACCGACGCCUCAACAUCCUUGCCGACAUUCCAGAUUGCGCGGCCUAGUCUGUGGCUCCCUUCGUCGAGCUUCGGGGCGCCCUCUUCUUUGAUCACCAAUCCGUACGACCCGAUGCUGAUGAGCGACAAUCUGCGCGCCACUGAUCUGACGCCCUCGGCGGCGCAGCCGACUUCAUUGAUCCCUGGCGCGACGCCCACGCAAGCCGAUGCCAACUUGCUUAACCCGUUCGACGCGAUCUCGUGGAACACGUUCCCAACUUUCGAUCCGACACUGGUCGGUGACUCGACUCUCACCAAUCAGUACUUUGAUCCUCUUGCCAUGCCUCACGAUUGGCUACUACGCUCGGGGGGCUUUACGCCGAUGUGA
Microbotryum saponariae is the source of this 3362-nucleotide messenger RNA. NCBI's taxonomy places the organism in Eukaryota, Fungi, Basidiomycota, Microbotryomycetes, Microbotryales, Microbotryaceae. The record is from the annotation of a GenBank genome assembly.